This is a messenger RNA of Drosophila guanche, 2109 nucleotides long. RefSeq names its product arrestin domain-containing protein 17 (gene Leash). The transcript has 3 exons. Gene Ontology annotation, biological process: protein transport. The record is from RefSeq and is a predicted model, not a curated record. Lineage: Eukaryota; Metazoa; Arthropoda; Insecta; Diptera; Drosophilidae. Gene Ontology annotation, cellular component: cytoplasm. The coding region runs from base 379 to 1971 and encodes 530 amino acids.
CCCUAACGUAUAGUUUAUAAGAAAUUAAAUUAUUUAACCAUUUAUGGCUCCUAUAAUCGAAUUCAAUUACACAGCCCCGAGUGUGUGUGUGUAGCUGCAUCUGUGGGCAGGCAGGGGCCCGCCCUGGUCGUGUCAAAUUGGCGUGAAAUCGGUAGUAAACUCACACAGUGGCCAAAUCGAAAAGCUCUCUUCCGCGGUUGUAUGUUGUAAAUCGGCCCAAAUCGUUGUAGUUGUAGUUGUAAUUCUGCAUAUAGACUGACUCAGGGGUGCGGCGCGGGUGUCUUGUUGCAGUGCUGCGUUUCUAUGUUGCGGCAUUUUAAUGACGAAAUUAUUUUUGGAUAAGUGUUUAAUAAGAGCAGCAGCCAUCGCAUCGGCAGAAUGGAAAGUGAACGGUUACGUAUAACGCUGGACAAUCCCGACGGGAUCUACUUUGCCGGCGACAUAAUACGCGGCGAGAUCUGGAUGAAUGUGAACAAGCGCACAAAGAUACGCGCCAUUAAAAUCCAAGUCACUGGCAAAGGAAAAUGCAAAUGGAUGGAAAUACUGCGCAAAAACUCCAACAACAAUGAGUACACGCGCAGUCUGUUCUACACCAGCAAGGAGAUAUACGAGCACAGUGAGACGCCGCUGCCGGACUUUGAGCCACGCGGCCUGGAGCUAUCCGCCGGCGAGCAUACGUUCAUCUUCAAGGUGGCACUGGGAAGGCAGUUACCCUCCAGCUUCAAGGGCAGCUACGGCAGCAUAAAGUACAAGAUGCGUGUGCUGAUACAGCGGCCCUGGACGUUCGAUGAGCGGCACAACAUACACUUUACGGUGGUCAAGAAUAUGCCGCUGCAGGCAAUGCAAAGGAGCGUGCCGAGUCCUUUGGAGAAGCAGAUAACCAAGACGAUCAGUCUGUUUGGCACACGUCCCAUCACGAUGGUGGCCCUGCUGCCCGAGGAUUUUGCUGUGCGCGGCGAACCGCUGCGCAUCUGCGUCACCGUCAUGAACAACAGCACGACGAACGUGGAGAAGCUGCGCUUCAGUGUGCUCCAGUAUGUGACGUACUACAGCCAUGUGCCGCUGCGCGUGCAGAAGGUCGAGUGCAUUUCCAUUGCCAACAAGGAGACGGGCUCCGUGCAGAAGAAGAGCGAGAGGAGCUUCGCGCACGAGCUGCUCAUGCCCGAGGGAGCCCAACCGACAGACGAUCAUUUGAGCGGCGUCAUUACGAUUGUCUACGAGCUGCGUGUGGAGGCGGUGCUGCGGGGUUUCUUCAAGAAUUUGGUGCUGAAUCUGCCCUUCAAAGUAUACUCACAGGAUGCCUCAAACCGACAGGGAUCGAUGCGCCCAACGCCCCCACCCCGGCCCGAGAAUGGUCCGCCCGGACCCGAUGCCAAUGGAACGUUUGGCAAUCCCUUUGAGCCCGCACCACCCACCGGAGCCCUGCAGGUGUAUCCCUCGCUGGACUCGUCGAUUGGCUCGCCCUCGCGCUCCUCCCAGUUCAGCGAAUGCAGCAGCCUCAACUCCACCACCUCCGAUUCGUCGACGGCCACACUGAGUCCCGCCGUGGGCGGUGUGGAGCUGUCGUACACGUCGGGCGGUUCGCAAUCCUCGCAAUAUGGCUCGCAGUUUGGCAGCCCCUCGGCGCGGGUCAGCCUGCGCAGCUCCAAUGUGCCCUAUAUGCCUUAUUCGUCCAGUCCGUCGAUGGUGCAAUCAUAUCCGCCGCCGCAUUUGCCAUCCUAUCCGCUGCCAGAGUCGCCACAGUACUCGCUGCUGGCACUGACGCCGCCACCACCAAUGGCCCCACCCACACCACAGCCCGUGGCAGUGUCGGCUGCAGCGCCUCCGGUCAGUGGCUACAGUCAGCUGCCAUCCACGGCAUCAUCGUCUUCGUUUCUGCAGCCACGACAGCCGCCAGGCGUGCACGAGUUGCCACCAUCCUAUGAAGAGCUCUUUGGUCAGGCCCAUGCCCCCUCGGAGACGGCAGCGUGAGGCCUGCAGCGCCUUUCGCUGCAACAACCCAGUUACGUCCAAGCUUUGCCUAGAUAUUAGAGCUUCAGGUUUACUUUAAUAGUGUUAUCGAAUAUCAAUAUAUCGAAUAUAUAUCAUAGACAAGAAUCGAACAAAUAA